AAUUAGCACCAAAAAAUACCAAACGGCUUGAGUUGAGCGCAUUUUGCGACGCAGUCAUUCAAUGUUUUAAAUUAAUAAAUUAAUAUUACUAAAUGGAAAACGCGUCAACUGUAAACAAAAGACGCUCACUUACGCUCAGCAGCAGACUACUUCAGAAACGACACAGUGCCUCACCUCAAAGUCGCGUUCGCGCCAGCGCAUCACAGGAAGCCGCAAAUGAUGGAGAUUCGCCCGGCUCUUCAACAGUGAAUAUUGGCGACAAUGUUGAGAGCACGCCGCCCAGCAAAAAGAAUCACACGCUGGACGACAGCCUGGACUUCUCGCCGCGCAACAGCCUCUCGCCCAGCUGCCUGUUCUCUCAGACAUUGGUCAGCGGCAGCCCGGAAGUCAGUUGGCGCUGGAACUGCGAUAAGAAUGGGCGUGGCGAUAAGGUCAACACCACCUCGGACAGCGGCUUUGAUUCGGAAGAGUUCGGGCCGAAUGCGUGCAAGCAGAAGGAUCGACGCAAACAGGUGCGAGACGCAGCCAAUGAGCACAGGCGCAAACAGUUCGAAAGCAGACAAUGGCGGGCGCAACAGAUACGUGACCAUGAGCUGCUCAAGGAGCGUUGCGACAAGCUGCACCGGCAGCUGUUGUAUCAACAGACUGCGGCACCGGCAGCGACAGCUGAUGCCGAAAUAGCUGCAGCUGCAGCGGAGGAUCCCGCCUUGGCAGAUUUUCUUAACGAUUCCGAUACGGAUUGCUUUCUGAUUGAGGCCUCACAGCAGCUGGAGUCGAAGUUGGCGCCCCCGCAGACGCCAAACAAGACGCCGGCUGCCACCACGCCCACCAGUCAUCACAAGAGCCACAAGGAGAAGCAGUCCUCGUUCUAUAUGAAGUUUCUGGAGGAUGAAAGCGAAACAGAGGAUUGGUUUCUCGCCCUCGACGAGGCCAUGCUGGAGGCGACAAAUCCCAAGAAACCGCGCCUCGCCCUGCAGCGUUACAAAUCGAUGCCGAGCAAAACGGCCGGCGAUGCCAGCGCUGGCUGCAGUGCGUCCACAGCUAAGCGAUGCACCAACUCUGCCUCCUCCUGCUCCUCCGUCAAUGCAGGCUUGCCAGUGUCCGAUACGCCACGCAUAAAACGUCACGCCAGCACCCACGCCCUGUCGCCCGCUACCUCAAGUGCAAGAGGCAAUCUUUUUGGUAGGCGGCCUUAGACAAUGCCACGACGCCCACAAUAAAUUGUUCCAACGGCUUCCCAUCUACCUGUACCGAAUGUGAUGCGCAAAAAGUUGGGUGUGCUCCAAGUUUCGCUCGCCUCUUUGUUCCUCGUUAUUGCAUUGAACAUUGUAUACGUUAAUUGAAUCCAUCUACUCUUAAGAUACUUGUUUAAUUAGAAUUUAAGCUCAAUUAAAAUUUAAUUGUAAUUUAA
This is a messenger RNA of Drosophila virilis, 1411 nucleotides long. RefSeq lists its product as uncharacterized. The record is from RefSeq and is a predicted model, not a curated record. Lineage: Eukaryota; Metazoa; Arthropoda; Insecta; Diptera; Drosophilidae.